UAAUAGCGACACCGGCUGCAGUCGAACGAAUUCGGCUGAUUUCGGGCGCGUGCCAUACGAGGCGCGCGUAGAGGAGCGCAUGCUGGGACGUGUUACGGACACGCGUGUGUCAGGAACGCGCAUACAUUUCUGUCGUGACUGGCCAGAAGGCGGCGCAGAGGGGACGUGAAGGGGUAGAGGCUUGGGAGAGCAAACAGGCGCGUAGAUAGGCCAGCUCACACGGUGGAGUUUCCGCAGCGAGCUACGGAAUCAUCUUAUGCUCGUAGGUUGCCGCGCGUGACUCGUGUUCAGAGGGUUCCUCGUCGAUGGUCACGCGUCGUGUCAACGCGAAUAGUGACUAACGACAUUUGACAACAGCACGAUCGCGCCGCGUUUAAAAAGGGUGGUUCGAUGAUUAUUCACGAGAAUCAAUCGCGGAUAACUUUGAACAGGAAAAGAGGGUAAAUGCCGUGUAACUGGUUUGCGAACUGAUCGCCAGUAUCAAGGCGGUACGACGAGCUGCUGUGCCUGUGCUACUCGUGGUGGCGAGUGGCAGUGGUAGUAGUGGUCGUGGCGGUGGUGGUGGCUUUCUAUCGUGGUGGUGCCCGUUGGUAGUCGAGACUCAUAUCGUGGUGGUGGUGGUAGUAGUGGUGGUGCUGUCAGAAUAGUGCUGCGCCUCGUUCGGUGACGGUGGCAAGGGAGAGAAGGAAAAGUGGCCCUCGAGGUUACGAGGCCAGAGGAGAAAGUGGGUGUUGCCGGGAGUGACAACGGGAGGAUCAUCUAGGUCCUCGACGCCAGGACUCGUGGAACAGGGGAAUCGGAGUAUAGGAUGCUCGUCGGUCGACGAUCCAGGAGUCGACGUCUCCUAACCGAGAGCCUGAUCCUCGUUGAUCGUGUGCCUCGGUGCCUUCGACGUUGAAAAUUUGCGGACAGGAUGGCAGGAUCGAGCCGGGAACCUCGGCCAGGCCCUAAACGACAAUCUUCAUCCCUCGUAAGUCGUCGCAACAGACGAAGCUGGUCUUCGUUCGAUUAAAGGGCUGCUUCGAACGACGAAGGGAGAAAGAGAGAGGAGGGGUGGUGGUUAGGUUGGCGUCGCGAUCGAGAUGAGCGAUCUACAGGCCACUCUCGAGUUCUCCCUCGAGCUCUGCAAGUUCUACAAUGUCGACCUGUUCCAGCGUGGGUAUUACCAGAUACGAACUGCCCUCAGAGUGUCGCCCAAACUGCCUGUCAAGGUGGAGGUUAACCAGUUACGCAACCACUCGUUGGAGGCGCCUGGGACCAGCAAGCGCUUUCAGAUCCUCUACAGAAACGAAGAGGUGACACUCGGCACCUCGGUCUUAUUCCGAGCUCACGUGCUGGUGCACAGUCACAAGAUCGAGGAGGUUCUCUCCCGCACCCACUUCAAUCUCGGCGUCGAGCUAUGGUUCAGCGAGCCGACGCAACCAGGAAACAUGGCCUGCGUGUCGUCUAGGGCGUUGCAGCUGAACUUCGCGCCCACGAAGGGGCUUCACUAUCAUUUGCCGGUGCUCUUCGACUACUUUCAUCUUGCCGCCGUCUCCAUCACGAUUCAUGCCUGCCUCGUGGCCCUUCAUCAACCUUACAUCAAGAAGAGCAUACUUCAUUAUGUCCAGAGCUGCGCGCCGCGUGGAGGGAAACCGUGGCUACAAUUUAAACAGACUGCAACAAACGGGGACAACAAUGCUCAGUUAGGAAAUAUCGAAACAACAACGAGGUGCGUUGGUUCAGCCACGAGGAUACAACACGCGAAAUUAGUUCAACAGGAAGUAAUCAGGUUACUUCUGGCCGCGAGGGAAUCUUUGCUCAACAACUUAGCUGAUUUAGCCCGUCUGCUACCUUCUUGCCAGCAAAGAGCGCUCGAGCUUGCUCAGAACACGCACAAAGAGAUUACCAAGUUACAGAUGAUGGACACGGAGGAGACUGAUGUCGCUCAACUCUGCGCACAAAAUAUCGUUCUCUGGCAACAUUUUCUGGAAGCAUUCUCCGGACGCGAGGCUGUUCAUCAGCAUCUUGCGAAGAUCCAUCAUCAGCUAAGGGUGAAACGUUUUACGGAAGGUUUCUUCGUGCUAGAAAACCCUAGGUCAUCCGCAUGGGGCUGUUACGAUGCGAACUACCAGUCGUAUCAAGCGGUGAGCGAAGCGGCAAGAAGAUCGCGAUAUCUGUCCUCGUUGCCUCCGCUCCCAGUGCACUGUCCGGAAUUGGACGGAGAUCUUCACUCUCUGCCUUUGAUCUUCGAGGAUCAGUACGUGGAUAUGAAGCAGAGGCACAGAAACAGCGUUCCCGGCAUCGACGACUGCAGUUGCGGCAUAGCAGCAAUCCUAGAGUCGCGAUCCAUGGGAAUCUGGUCACCAAGGAGCGAAGGCGCGGCUCAGGAUAUCGGUUCGGUCCAAGGUCGUCUGAUGCUCACUCCAUCCACGCUUCCUGCCAGGCACAGCAAAUCUUUGGACCAACUAGGUCCAGACAUCGCUCCCGUUCAACCAAGGACAUCGCCAAAGACGCUUCCUCGAUCCGUGUCCACGCAGCUGUUUCCAAGACAGAGAAGCGGGGCGCGAAACGUUACUCCACCAGCGACAGUUCCUUCAAGAGGAAGGCAAAGGUCGACAGCGCCGUCCAGUAGCACGCUUUUCCCUCCUUCGGGGCAGCAAGCCUGCUCCGCUCCAAACCCAUCCCUAGGAUCGACACCCGUCAUCCCGUUGCCUCGCGCCAAGUCUACGCAAAUGUUGGUGUUGCCCAGACAACAAAAUGAUCCGCAGAACACAUCGAUAACGUCGCUCCUCGCAGCUAUGUUUCCUGAAUUACCGCCAGGAGGACAGUUACCUGGGUACAGACCGUCGAACAAGUCCUGCGAACAAACUCUUACGGUACCCACCUGUCUGGGAACGAUGGACCAUGCUCAGAUGACAGAUUGUUGGAGCGAGAAUAAGGCUCCUAAUAUUAAUGAAGAUUACCAUUCUCUGGAUACAAGAAGGAUUCGACUAGAGCCACGCAGUCACCGAUUACCAACGCGUCACCCACUGUCGACCGCCAACGACCAAAACAACUUUCUACCAACAAAAGCGAGCGUCAAUGGCGACACGUUUCUCCCAGAACAACAGCCGCUUCACACAGCCACACUCGACAGAGUGACCUAUCGAGGAAAUUCCCGUAAACAAACGCAUCAAACGGGUGGCAAGUACAGUCAAACGAAUGGUCUAGAAUCUCGCAGGUAUCACACAAUUGGUAAAACUGGGUCCGGGUUAAAUCAGCGAAAUCGAGAGGUUCAGGAUUCAAUGAAUGGCGGAGGGUUGCCCAGCAGUCAUUCGAUGAUGGCUGAUCCUUUGUAUAAAAGAUCCAAUUACACGUCGACAACUACGGACUCCUUCUUUUAUCGAACAAAUGGCACCAGUGGGAGAACACGUGGAGAAGCAGACAGACCAAGGAGACCAAAAAGCACAGAAAGAUUAGUAGAUGACGUUGAUCGUAACGAGUAUUGUGAUUUUCGAAGAGAAAGACCAAGAAGAAGAGAGGAGAGGUCUGCUGUCAAGAGCCCUCGUAAUGGUGUCGCACCUUGUUACGGAGAAGCAGAGAAACAUAGGAGGCCACAUAGCGAAGAUAAGAUGCAAGAAUUAACUAACGAGAUGUUUUACAAGGUGGUGACGUCUGAACCGAAGAAGGAACAACGUGUGGAGAAGAGGAAGGACAGGCAUGGAAGAAGACCACAUUCCGCGCCUGUUCUGGAUAUUGAUCAUCCGGCUGAGGAGAAUAGGAAGUGUAGUCAUAGGAAUAGGAGACCAGCACCUCCACCUCCAGCUUAUCAGGAUCCUGCGGUGGCUCCGCUGCCAAAGUACAGGCCUCCGCCUCCGGUAACCACAACGAGCGUCCUGGGGGUGGAGAAUAAUAAUAAAAUUAUUCUGAAGGUAGAUCCCAUAAAGUCUCCCAUGGAGGCGCCAGCAACGAAUGGAACAACACCAUCCGACACCUCCAGCGCGGUCCCAGCGCCAAGCGUGAAAAGACUGAGAUGUGCGAGUGUGCCAGUGGCGCAGAACAAAGUUGUGGUACCACGAAGCGCAGUGUCGUUACCUUGCAUGCCCAUACGCGACAGCAAGGACAGCCUUAGCAACAAUCUUCCCGUCAUUCCGAAUCCUCUCAGCCCACCGUCCAGCAGACCGAGUAGCCCAACGAUGAGCUCCAGUUCCAGUAACCUUACGUCCGAGUGUUCCGGAUGGGUCAGCAGCGGGGACACGUCUAGCUCCGAGCAGCGUCGAAACGCGAAGCUAUCGAGCGAGCAGCUUCGUCAAAAAUUGUCAAAAAUCGUACCAAGAAAAGAAAGACCCACUCCGACGAAAGAAAGCGUAGAAGAGCAUUCGUACGAAGAAGUACGACUUCCGCCUCCAAAAAUGUUCCAGGACGAACCACCGCCUCCAGAGGAAUUUCGUGAUCCGCCUGCUAUCAUCGAUAAUCCUUUGUAUCACGUUUACGAGACGGUGAAACCAGUUAGAAGUCCUAAACAGACAAAGACUGCGCCAUGUAGUCCUCAGAAGAAUAGAGAUAGGGAGAGGGAGAGAGAUAGAGAUCUUGCAUAUGGAGCUAGGGAUAUUUGUUUAGAUUGUUAUCAAGAGGGCAAGGAACUGUUACAAUCGAUUCAGGAUGAGUCGAUUAAUUUUAAAAAAUGCAAGGAAGCGUUCAAGAGGCAGAUGAGCUUCUCAGGGAAGAUUUACAGAGAACACAAGGAAGCGCAGUUGCGUUUCCAUAAACGUGCCCAUUCCUUUGGAUACGGUGACUUCCUGACCCCGUCGUCGGUAAAACCUCUAAGAUCGAAUGUGCCUCUUAGUGAUUAUCCGACCCUGGCCUCGACCAUGCCGUACUUCCACAUCAGCAACGAGUAUCGGCUGUUCUCGCCGGAAGGAGCUCAUCUGAUUAUCUGCGUGCACGGUCUCGAUGGCAACCCCGCUGAUCUUCGCUUGGUCAAGACGUACUUGGAACUGAGUCUUCCCGGAGCGCAUCUAGAUUUCUUAAUGUCUGAGAGAAAUCAAGGUGACACAUUUUCGGAUUUCGAUACAAUGACGGAUCGACUGGUAGCCGAGAUUCUGCAUCACAUCGAGACGUCGGGCCUGAACCCGACGAAAGUCAGCUUUAUUGGACAUUCUUUAGGGACCAUCAUCAUAAGAAGCGCUCUGACGCGGCCUCAAUUACGGCCGCUUCUUCCACGUUUACACACGUUUCUCAGCCUAAGCGGUCCACACUUAGGUACACUGUAUAACACCAGUGGAUUAGUUAACGCAGGUAUGUGGUUCAUGCAGAAGCUGAAGAAAUCCGUCUCGUUGCUGCAACUGGCUAUGAAAGAUGCGCCGAAUGUUAGACGGUCGUUCAUGUUCCGCCUCAGUCAGAAGAGCAAUCUCGAGAAAUUCAAACACGUGCUGCUGUGCGGGAGCGCGCAGGAUCGAUACGUGCCGCUUCAUUCCGCUCGUAUAGAACUCUGCAAAGCCGCCGUACGGGAUUCGACCGAUCAAGGUGCAGCAUAUCGUGAGAUGGUGCACAACAUCCUGUACCCGGUGAUGUCCUCGUCAGGAGUAAGUUUAGUGAGGUACGACGUGCACCACGCGUUACCUGCGACGGCAAACGCUCUGAUUGGCCGAGCCGCGCACAUCGCCGUCCUCGAUUCCGAGCUUUUCAUCGAGAAGUUCCUGCUGGUGGCUGGUCUGAAAUACUUCAGAUAAGGAACGGACUGCCUAGCGACUUAAAUAACGAACCGUUAAAGGAACAAGAUAAAAAAAAUGAAGAGAAACUAGUCUAAUACUAGCGAAUUAACUAGCAACAGGGAGAGAUGAACAUAAAAAAAGAAAAAAGAAGAAUAAAGUCGAGAGCGGAUUCUCGUAACUCUCCGUGUCGUCUUCGAUCGCAUUAGGAAUAAUUAGCGCGUCCUGCUCGAUAAUUGCCCCGCUUCUAAACUAAAAUACCUUCGCCUCUUUUUUCAACGCUUGCUCCGUUUCUCUUCUUCCAAACGAUGGAAAAUCGGUCGUUCGAUCGAUCAGAAGCGGGGCAAUUCCAACGUUUUUACACACAAGUGGCCACAUCGUUCGGACAUGUUUUAAUAUAAGAACGUCGUCGAUCAGUUUCUCUCGUUAGGUUCCUAAGUGUCAUUCCAUCGUGGCGCCAUUCGAAGCGCGUCCCUCGCCCUCCAUUUCGACGAUUCAUCGAGCCAUCGAACGAUUGUAACGUAUUGUAACGAAUGGACCUAUGUCUGCGCGAAGAAUGGGCCUACGUGAAUGCUUGUUUCCGCAGCUGGCUCUUCUCUCAAUGGAAGAAAAUCACGAAACGAGUAGCUUGAGAUUGGUUUAGGGUGGUUUCAUGGUCAAUCGUGUUGGAUGUGUUCACUGUUAUCUGAGACGAGUACGCGGGAGCAUUUAGAAAAAAUAGAGGACAAAACGUAGGAUGAUAGAGUGGGAAUUUCAUGGAAGAUUAUGUAGAAAUGGCGGAGUUUUUAUUAUUGACGUGCUACGUUACGUGUACUUUUACUCCUCUGUAAGCAAACCGAGUUAUCAACGAUUCCAAAUGUCAUGAAUUAUUUAAUUUCUAUCGGGAGAUCUUUUAACUUAACGUAUGAUUGUACAGUGCAAUGUGCAGAGAUGCAAAAACGUUUAGUGACGCCUACUAAAAGGAAUACUGGGAAUAUAGUAAUUUUCAACAAAGGAUUCGAUAAGAAUUUCGAUUAAUAAUAACAUAAAUUUAUGUGCCAAUAAUCUUCUCACUUACUUGUCGUCUGACAAGAAUCGUAGAAUUGUUUCAGAUUUAUCGAAGAUCUGUAAUCAUAAAGAAAUUAGACUUGAAAAUAAUCUUACUUAUAUCGUCUGUAAGUUCUAUGGAUGAACGUGUUUGCCUACGGAGGAUUAAUGAUGACAAGAUCAAAUCUUCUGAUAAUGAAAUGGAAUACUGGUGGAAAAUGAUUUAUACAGGAUAUAGUAAAUGAAAUAUUUGGUCAGUGAUUUAACUUGAAUUAAAUGGGAAUUGAUGUACAAUAUCUAAAUAGAAACUGGAAUUGAAACUUCCUUUUUAUGAUGAUAAUUGUGAUAUAUAGAUGAAUACUACUCUAUAAUAAUGGUGCUCUGCUUCUUAUCUAUAUCGUUGUUAGUCUGUAUUCCAUUAAUUUAUCUAUCGAGAUAGAAUCUCUUUAUUAACACUUCUGUAACAAGCAUUCCAUUUUGUUAAUUCAGAGCUAAGAUAAUUUUUCAAGUUUCAUUUGCUACUACGCAUACACAUGCAUAUGUAUACGUUGUCUAUUCAGAACAUCUUUCUUGAAAACAGCGCAACAAUAUUUCUCUAUACAGAUGUCAAUAAUUCAACGUAUAUUACGGUAAGUUAAAUCACUGGUUAUAAGUCACCGAUUAAUACUAAUGAACAUUUACGUAAAAUUACGGCAAACCAUCCUAAAGCAAUUUAAAUAUCCAAUUUAAAUACCAAUUUAAAUAUCGAGUUUUCGGCCUAUCGCAAAACCCGAUGCUGUCGAGUAAUUCCCAGGGUAGAAAAGAGGAAUAGAAAAACGGGAAACGUAUAAUCAAUUCAUUAAAAGAUAAUCGGGACACGAAUAAAGGAUCGUUCGAACGAUCCUCAUCGACAUCUAUCAUCGUCAUCGACAUCGAUAUCGCGUCAUCGAUUCCAACCGGAAAAUCCGUUUUAACAUCACUGCGAAAAAAAAGCAAGAAAAGAAUCUCUCGUUAACAAAAUAAUUAAACGAGAAAGGACAAAAUCGUGAACUCGCCUUUUUUUCCCGCUUCUUUUUAAGACUCGAGAGAACACAGCGACGCAUCGCAUGACGGGUUUCACCGUGGCUCCUUUUAACGUAGCCCGGUGUCGAAAAAACAAAAAGAAAAAAAAUGGAAAAAUCUAAAAGAAACGCAAAAAAAUAUACGAUGUAUAUUAUAGAAAACGAAAAAACAAAUUAAGACAAUGCAGGGACACAUUGUCUAGACGCUAGGAAAGUUACGAAACGCAUGUCAAUUGUUACUCUCAGAUAAGUGUGAGUGCGUGUGGUGUGCGGAGGAUGGAUGAGACGCGUAAAGUAUGAAAGCAAGAGAGAGAGAGAGAGAGAGUGAGAGUAUCUUAAUUUAAAAAGAAAACAAAAACGAAACACAGAAAAUAAAAUACUAAGAAAAUGGCAAACAUUGCGGGAAGAGGCAAGAAAAGAAGAUGUAGGGAUACAAGGUACGACGAGGAAUCUCGAAAUGAUCGUUACGUCGAAGCGAUUUACAGAUACAAGAUUUCAAAUGUUUUUUACGUUCGAAUGGUGAUAGUGAAACGAUGAUAGUGAAACGACGAUAGUGAAAAUUAACGGACAGAAGCAAGACGAGCAAGAGGAAUAGUAGAGGAAUAAAAACACGAGGAGAACGAGACAAGUGACUAAACAUUUUCAGGUAUAUGAAAUCCCUCCAAUACUAGAUCUCAAUUGCUCAGAACAAUCUAAGUAAAGAUGUUAUACAUUUAAUCGUAAAAUCGAAGCAACGAAGACGCGCGGCUGUGUCGCGUCUCCUAAUUGCUAAUCGUGAAUGUUAUCGAAAGAAUGGUACGUGUGCAAUUUUGACGUUUUCCAAGAUAGAAGAAGAGGGAGGAGGUCAUGAGUCGAUGAGAUACGCCGCGCUACGCCGAUACGAUUAUGGCAAUUUAAUUUUUUCACGCGACUGGAUGAAAGUUAUUUCGUGAAUUAUAUUGGAAGCAUUUAAUCUGUUGCUCUCUUUUACGAAGUGCGCUUGAAUACUUUGAUUAACGUGUUUGUCGAUAAUUGAGUUUAUUUAUUUAAUUUUUCUGCGAAUUGUCGUUCAAGGUAACGUUUUUCAUUGAUUAUAUUUUUUUAAAUUUUAAGCUUUUACUUAUACCAAGUAACGCGAUUAUCGACGUAUUUGUUAAAUAUAAAUCUAAUAAUUCGUCUAUAAUUUACAUCGAUUAUACUAUAUAUAUAUAUCCAUUACACACUUUACAAGUAUUUGAUUUAGUUAAUAAUUUUAAUCAAAAUUCAAAUAAAUUCUAACGUACAAUUAAAAUCUGGACACGUUGAAAACAAUUUACAGAGCAUUAUUUGUAAACAAUUUUUACAUGAUUUUCUAUGCAUGUAGUAAAGGAAAAUUGCAAUGUCGUACGGCGAUUCUUCUUGUAAUAUCGUUAAGUGUAAACCCACUGCGCCCAAUAUAAACGUUUACCCAUGAGAUUGUCGUGUAAGCCGUUUACAUCGUAAAGAAAAUAAAAAAAAAAAAAAGAAAGAAAAAUG
This is a messenger RNA of Bombus impatiens (common eastern bumble bee), 9232 nucleotides long. RefSeq lists its product as uncharacterized. The record is from RefSeq and is a predicted model, not a curated record. The coding region runs from base 1083 to 5693 and encodes 1536 amino acids. The transcript is spliced from 17 exons. NCBI's taxonomy places the organism in Eukaryota, Metazoa, Arthropoda, Insecta, Hymenoptera, Apidae.